Molecule: messenger RNA, 3973 nt
Organism: Mytilus californianus (California mussel)
Lineage: Eukaryota; Metazoa; Mollusca; Bivalvia; Mytilida; Mytilidae
Exons: 4
Coding region: 215-2902 (895 amino acids)
Source: RefSeq, a predicted model, not a curated record
GGACGUAUAUUAGAAGGAUAGGAAAGUCCCUAUACCGCCUUGAUAGCAUCCGAGAAAUACCGCGUGCUACGAGAAAUCACGAGAUCUUGCAGAAAGCUUCAGCGGGAAGUGCCGCUUCGAGAUUUCUACAUCAAUUUGUUCUCAGGUGUUUUCAUUGACCAAUUUUACUAAACUGAUUGCCUUGCCAUUGACUAAGAAGUAUUAAAUAUUCAGAAUGCCUAAAAGGAAGAAAAGGCAGAAUGUGCCAUAUCACAGGAAAAGACGUGGAACUGGCAAAUUAAAAUUAGACAAAGGGCAAACUGAAAUACAUGCAAUUCCGCCAGACCUUGCACAUGAUGAAGAUCUUUUGCCAUCUGAAACAGAAGAGCUUAUAUGCACCAGUGUGGAUUCAGUCUCUUUGGAUCAUUCAUAUUUGUCUGAUAACCAGACAGUGGCAGAACUUUGUUUAGAUGAAGAAAUUGAUGUGGUUAUUGAUCAACAUAUUGAACUUGAAUGCCAAGAAGAGUGUGUAAUACAUGUAGUUUCAGAAGACCCUUACGAGGCAUUGAAAAAGACUGUUUGUACUAGUCUAACUUCUCCGUAUGUGUAUAAUUCUGCUGCCAGUGACAACUUGCAAAUUAUAGAACAUUAUCCGUCAUCGAAAAGUGUGUAUGUUAAAUUAAAUAUCAUAAUCAACAGAGAUUUUUCAGCUAAGGUAUAUGUUCACGGCAUCGAACUAAGUAGAGAACAUGACAUCUGGUUAGGAUUGCCAAGUGUGUAUGACAACAUAACAAGCAUUGAGAGACUAUUAUCUAAAUUAAGGAGUUAUACUGUUUGUAGUGGAAACCACGAGCAAGAGUUUCUAGAUAUUACUCCAGUUGGGAGCACCAUAGAGCAUGCAACAGAUGCACAGAGUUGUCGAGGUUUUAAAGAACAAGAUUUUGGUGCAGUUAAAGGGACUGUUAAUUACUCUUCAACAGUUCGCAAUGUCAGUUGUUUGUUACUAGUGCAAGGAAACAGAUGCUCACCAUGUACUCGUCUACGACGCAUUCUUAUAAGCAGAAAACACAGACUUGAAGAAAAAAAAAGGUUUUCUGAUGGCAGCACUCCAAAUUACAUUUCAAGGAACUAUAAGCAUUGCAACAUGUCACGAGAUGAGCUCAUUGGUAAAAUUUCACAGCAGAGAAAUGUCAUCACCAGUUUGCAAAACCAGAUUGCCCAAACUCAAAGACAGUUUCAACGGGAUUUAUCAGGAAGUGGUGUGACUCUAAGUGCAUGUCAGUCCAUUGAGAUGAGAGAUGCUAUGGCUUUAUGUUCAACCGAAAUGGAGAAAGCCUUCCCAGAUUCCAAUUGCUUUCAAAGACUUUUUUGGAGUGAACAAUUUAAAAGUGUUAACGUGAAAUCAGCUAAAGGAAUGAGAUGGCAUCCCAUGAUAAUUAGAUGGUGCUUGUAUCUUCGACAGAAGUCCAGUGCUGCAUAUGAUGCUUUGAGAGACUCUGGGUUUAUCACUUUACCAAGUGCCAGGACUUUGUUUGAUUACUCUCACUACACUAAAUGUGGUAAUGGUUAUCAACCAGAUGUUUUAAAUAUAUUGAAAUCUGAGGCAGAAAAGAAGGGCAUGUAUAACAAUGAUGAGCCAUGGCGAAAGUACGUUGGAAUACUAUUUGAUGAAAUUCAGGUUAAAUCAGAAUUGGUAUAUGACAAAUACAGUGGUGAAUUAAUAGGAUACUGUAAUUUAGACAAAGUUGGUAACCAGAUGAUGGAACUUGAUAAGAGUAUUAAAGGAACUGAACACUCAGACAUAGCCAAGUACAUGCUUGUUGUAAUGGUAAGGGGUGUAACUUGCGACCUACGGUUCCCAUUGGCCGGUUUUCCGACAACUAGCAUAACAGCAGAUUUUUUGUACCCCAUUAUUUGGAAGGCAGUACGCAUUCUAGAGACCAGCCUUGUUGACCUAAGGGUUUUAUUCAUUACUUGCGACGGUGCGUCAUCAAACAGGAGAUUUUUUAAACUUCACGGAGAGGACAAUGACUUUGUACACUAUGCAGAUAACCCGUACUCAUCUGACAACAGAGUUAUAUAUUUUAUUUCGGACGUACCCCAUCUUAUUAAAACCACACGCAACUGUUUUUGCAAUUCAUUCUCUCAUAAAAAUACUCGAAAAAUGUGGAAAGACGGUAAAGACAUUUCUUGGCUUCAUUUGCUUAAUUUAUUCGAACAGCAUUGCGAACUGUCAUUAUACAGCCCAUGUCCCAAAUUAACAAGAAAACAUAUCGACAUGUCAACAUUUGGGUGCAUGAAGGUGAAUUUUGCUGCACAGGUCUUGAGUUCAACUGUAGCUAAUGCAUUGGAAAUGAUAUAUGGAGACAAUGUCACAGAGACAGUGAACUUUAUAAGGGUUAUGAACCGGUUUUUUGACUGUUUGAAUGUGCGAAGCCUGUACGAAGGUCGUAACAAACGAAAUCCGGAUUUGAAUCCCUACAAUUCUUCAAAUGAUGAAAGACUGAGGUGGUUAAAAGAGGAUUUCCUGAACUACUUCAGUGAAUGGGAGCAAGCCGUCAUGAAUCGUGUAGGAAAUUUCACUUUGAAAGACCGGAAGGGGAUGCUGCUUAGUCAUCAGACUAUUACUGGACUGAAAAUAAGUGUGCAUUCGAUUGUUGCAAGUGUGAAAUUUUUAUUAAACAGUGGUGCUAAGUUUGUUCUCACUCACUCUUUUAAUCAGGAUCCUCUUGAACAGGAGUUUGGACAUUACCGUCAUAGAGUUGGUGACAACAGUAACCCAACAGUGUAUGAGGUUCGACACAUGAUGAACCAAAUGCGUGCAGUAGGAGCAGUUGCUUUAGCUCCGAAGAGAGGGAAUAUCCACCGAGAGAAUGACGAAAACCGUUUUGUAAUUGACGAUUCAAAGUUACCCAAGAGAUAAGCUUUAGUUGUACAUUAGUAACAAUGUCAUGAUUGCAAUUCUUUUCAAACUUCAAAAAGUUAUGAAUAGUUUUAAUUUAGAUUUUAAUGUUUCCCCAUAUUUUACCAGUAUUCAUGAAGAAUUGCUAAAAGUACAUGAAAGUUCAAAGUAAAUACAAUAUUCUGGAUGUGGAUCUUUUAAAUUCUUGUUUACUAAUAUUUCAUUAUUUAUGAUAUAUACAUGUAUAUGAAGUGUGCCAAUAUAGGAAAACUUUACUUUUGUCCCUAAAUAUACAUGUAGGUUCUUAUGAAUUUAUGUGUAUAUAUAUAUUAAUUGUUUUCUGUUUAGUAUUUAAUUAAUAUUAAGAUCCAUUUUGUUACAUUUUGUGAUCAAUUUAUUUGGCAAUCGCCAGUGGCAGUCAGCAGGGUUUAAGAACAUCAGUUGUUCGACCUGUUAGUCAAAUGCGUUUUGUUAAAAUAUACUUUUUCACUUUUUUGGUCUUCUGGAAAAUGUUGUUUGUGCUGUAUUUAGACCCUUCUAAAACGAAAUUUGUUUUACAUGCACACGUAUAAAAAUAGCGGUUUUUAUCCAAAGCAAUCAUAGGUUUGAACGUAGUUUUCAAUUUAGACUUGUAUAUAUAUAUAUAUAUAUAUAGAUACAAUGGACAAUUCAAAGUUAGACACUUUAAUAAAAUAAAUCUUAUCUUAUCUUGUAUAGUGUACAUAUUGUAUAAAGUUCUACUUCUGGACACAAUUUUUAUAAAACAUGUUUUUCAUAGAAAUAAUUUUUUUAUAGUAAAAUUGGUUGUAAAAAACAAAUUGAUUCGUAUUAAAAUGGAAAUAUUUAUUAAGUCAUUUCAACAGCUAUUUUUAGGAUUAUUUUUAGCAGCUAAUCAAAAUGAAAAAAUGUUCACACAAAAAAUGUAAUUAGUACUAGCGAGGAUAAUAAUAAUAUGAUUUUAUUUGUACAUAUACUUUGGACAUAUAUCUAUUAAAUAUAUCUUGAUUUACUGAUUUUGUGUGUGUAAUUUGUGUUGUGUAUAUAUGUAAUAUAUGUUGCGUGUUUGAGAUAAAUAGAUUUAAAUCUAAAUUG